This is a messenger RNA of Panicum virgatum (switchgrass), 1028 nucleotides long. RefSeq names its product blue copper protein-like. The record is from RefSeq and is a predicted model, not a curated record. Bases 192 to 854 code for a protein of 220 amino acids. Gene Ontology annotation, cellular component: plasma membrane. The transcript has 2 exons. Gene Ontology annotation, molecular function: electron transfer activity. NCBI's taxonomy places the organism in Eukaryota, Viridiplantae, Streptophyta, Magnoliopsida, Poales, Poaceae.
CUUCCCGCACAGCCGGUGAAAGCCCAUUGGCCACCAACUCCGCGUGGCGAUCGGCGCUGCUAUAUAGCGGCCAUAUUCCCGUCGCCUCCCUGCGUCACUUCGUUCCCAAUUUCUCAUAGUGCGGCGCAACGCCAUCCGGAGUAGUAAAGCUACCCGCUCCCGGAAACUCUUGAUCAGUGGUGCUCAAUUCAAUGGCUUCCUUGGCGUCUCGCUUGCCUCUGGCAGUGCUGCUGCUCGUGGCCUGCUCCUUCUCCACGGUUGCCGCCAGCACCUACACCGUCGGCGACGGCUCCGGCUGGACCACCGGCGUCGACUACACCUCGUGGGCCGCCUCCAAAAGCUUCAAGGUCGGCGACAGUCUCGUGUUCAACUAUGCGAAAGGUCUGCACACGGUGGUGGAGGUGAGCGCGGCGGAGUCCAUGGCGUGCACGGCGGCCAGCCCGCUUGGCUCCGACAGCAGCGGCGCGACCACGGUGCCCCUCAAGACGCCCGGCACCCACUACUUCGUCUGCAGCAUCACGGGCCACUGCGCCGCCGGGAUGAAGCUCGCCGUGACCGUCGGCGGCUCCUCCUCCCCCGCCACGCCGACGCCGACGCCGACGACCCCAAGGACGUCCCCAACCCCCACCACGCCCUACACGACGCCGGCGACCCCGACCACCACGCCCUACACGACGCCGACCACCACGACGCCGACGACGACCCCGACGUGCGCCGGAGGUGGAGGCACCACGACAACAACCCCGGGCACGACGCCGUUCAUGGCGUACCCCGGCGCGGCCGGCCCCGGGCCGGCGGCGUUGGCCGGAUUUGGCCUGGUUUGGUUCGUGAUCGUCCAGCUAGCGCUGCUUUAGACACAAGGGCCAUUGAUUGAUCGACCAGGAUGGAGGCAGUGCUCUUAUACAGCUAGGUCAUGUCUCCUGUAACAUGCUACUGAUGUGUUUGUUCUUUGUUACGCAUCGAGCUGGUGUUCCCAUGGGAACGGAUGCUUCGGCUCUGCUCUGAAUCGAGGUGCUGUCACUUACCUA